UAACUGUGCAACUGGAGCUGCGGGCUUUUAUUUUGAAGUAGCCACAGCGUGCAGUGUACCGGAAACAGAGAAGAAGAAGCAGGCCUUCGAUGUUGUAUUUGAAGGACGGUUUCAGCGACUACAGACUUACCUGGCGGAAAGGUGCGUCCAGAACCAGGAAAUAAAUUCGUCUGUCUCCUCUCAGUGGACACAGACUCUCUGCAGUCAGAGGUCGUCUCCUCCUACGGCAGUGAUGGCUCUGAUUUCACUGGAAGACCUCGAUGGAUUGGACGAUGAGCAACUGGAUGAUGACAUCGCCGACAACCCUGAAGCAAUGGACGAAGAUGACCAACUGCUGUCACACUGGCAGGCGGUUGCCAGCACCCACCAGGUGUCAGUUCCUCCAGAAAUGACCGGACCCAUACAUGAAAUGGCCCGCAACAGCCAGCAGAGGGAGCCCCUCCCCUUUGCUCCAAUAUCUUGCCAUGAGAAGAUGGGAGAGGUGCUCUAUGAGGAGCGGUUGUACUCGGCAGGACACUGGGCCUGUGUGACCAGAAGUGAAGAUCUGUAUGAGCAGAGCAUCUCGAUGGGCUUCAUGAAACUGAUGCGCUUCAUCUGUAAAGAAAACUCUGCAGGUCGGUACCUGGGAAUGACGGUGCCGGUGGUCAGUAACAUCCACAUGAUGGAGGAUGGAAACACAUUUGAGAAAAACGUCCAGACAGCUUUCUUCCUGCCCGCCGAGUUUCAGACCAAUCCCCCCCGACCCUCCGACCCUGACAUCACUAUUGUUUACAGAGAGCCAAUCAGAGUGAUCGUCAGGACAUUUUUUGGGACAACCACAGAGGAGACGGUGACCCGUCAGAUCAGUCUGCUGUGGGAGAUUCUUGGCGUCCAUGACGAACUCCACAGGGACACCUACAUGGUCGCUGUAUACGAGAACCCCAGCGUACCCCGCCGCAGGAACGAGAUCUGGUUCAUCAGGCGCAACCUGUAGGCGCCUUCCUAUCAUCCUCCGCUCCUUCAGCCCUCCUCCGCUUAUUGGCCGGAUUGAUGUGCUCAGUGGCCCAGUUCCUGUAGCUGAGUUCAGUUUGACCAAUCAGAGCAGGUUUAUGUUUGUUAGCAAGUCCUGACUAUAAGUCCCAGCCCCUGUCCCUCAUCUCUCUGACUAACUGACAUCCCAUUGGUUCACACGUUACAAUGAUCCCACAUCAACAGGAAAUACAUCACUUUAAUUUGUCAAGCUUUUGUCCUGGUGGGCUGUGAUCUGACCAAUCAGAUCUUCGGUGUGCACAUGAUGUCAGGGCUGAAAAGUGUUCUCACACCUGGCUCUGAAAAAGAAAGCAAUUUCAUGUUUCUGAUGCAGGCAAUCAAUAAAUAUUGAUCAACCCACAGUGUGGUAAUGUGCUAAUUAUAGUGACUCAUGUAAUUAAUCAAUAAUAAAUAUUCCAGACUCUCCAGGAGUGUUUCUAUUGGUCAACCUCUGACCUCCAGAGAGAAACAGGGAACACCCGUAGAACAAAAAAGUCAUGUGACCUUUACUGUGAAAGAUCAUCAGAGGCCGAAUCUCAUCACAUCAGUCUGAUCCCAGAUCAGACAGAAGUGUUUGUUUCAUUACGUUUUCUUUCCAGAGUCUUAAUUUAAUCCAUGAAACUUCAUUUGUACUACUGCACAGUUCAGAGUCCAGUUUAUUAGGAACACGUAUUGUGUAUUAGGAGUUCCUAAUAAAGUGGCCACUGAAAGCACACAGAAGGUUUAAUCGACACAUCUUCCUCCCUCUCUGCUAACUAUGAAGCCACAGCCAGCAGCCACUUAGCUUAGCUUAGCUUAGCUUAGCAUAAAGAGUGCAAACAAGGGGAAACAGUUACCGGACCUGGUCCUGGUCCAAGUUCUGUCCCUGGACUCAAAUCUGCAGUCCUGAUGAAGUUCAGCUGCUGCCGUUUCAGGACAGACGGGCGCUUGUGGCCAGUUUUAAUAUUCAGUUUGUGUUUGUGAAGAUGAAAGUAAAUAUUUUUGUAAAUGAAUCUGCAGCUUUUUUACAGUACACCUCGACCUGGUCGUUUUCCCCCUCUGAAGGUUGUUAAAGGUCCUGUGUGAAACGAGGAAGCUGUAGUGAUGGUUUACAGAGCAGACCAGGUGUGAACAGACAGGUGACCAACCCUCAGUAUCUUAAACUGACUUCCACACACGUGUUGUUCCUGUUUUUAUUCUUGAUGUGAAACAGUUUUUAAAAGAGCUUUGUGGUUUUUGGUGCCUGGUAUUUGAAAUUAAUCCUUCCUGUUCAGACUUUUUAUUGUGUUUUUUUCCUUAUGUUCCAACAUUUGUGCAGAAAAUAUUAAAGUAAAAUCGGAUUGAA
Scatophagus argus is the source of this 2332-nucleotide messenger RNA. It is a transcript of the gene soul4, whose product is annotated as heme-binding protein soul4. The record is from RefSeq and is a predicted model, not a curated record. Lineage: Eukaryota; Metazoa; Chordata; Actinopteri; Scatophagidae. The transcript is spliced from 6 exons. Bases 233 to 973 code for a protein of 246 amino acids.